Messenger RNA from Myzus persicae (green peach aphid), 1747 nucleotides. RefSeq names its product polyadenylate-binding protein 2 (gene Pabp2). Lineage: Eukaryota; Metazoa; Arthropoda; Insecta; Hemiptera; Aphididae. The record is from RefSeq and is a predicted model, not a curated record. Gene Ontology annotation, molecular function: RNA binding. The coding region runs from base 526 to 1266 and encodes 246 amino acids. The transcript has 7 exons.
AUGACAUGGACUGUAUUUUGGUGUAGAGUGCCCCGGGAUAUUCUUGUAAGACAUCCAAGUGUGCCGCGAACGAAAAAAGGUUGAGAACCACUGCUCUGCGGACCUGUGAUAAAUGCUAUAGCGUAAACGUGCGCGCGCGUUCGUGUGUUUGUGUGUGUGUAACUUCUGCAAUUCCCAACGACUGUACACAAUAUUUCGGUUUUCGGUACACACAACUGUUUUUUACGUCCGGUGUCGCGGUUGAUAGUGUCGUAGCUGUUAUUUUACUCGCCGUGACGUCGUCACUCGUUACAAGUGUACAACAUAGUCGUUACGUUACGAUUCGUCUGCCUGUGUGUGUGUGUGGCGUGUGUGCGUUAGUGCCUACUGCCUAUAGUGACUGAGUUUUUUUUCCCCCCCGGAUUUGUUUGCCGGCAGACGUCCACCGCGUCCCGUAACGACGAGUGUUUCGCCCCGUAGACGACCGCACCGCCGAGUAGAAUUUUUCAUCCGUUUCAAUCCGGACCGGACGCCGCUCAAUCAACCAUGGCAGACUUAGACGACCAAUUGUUGGAAGGCGGUAUCGAUUUAUCGUCUGAAGAACAUAACACACAAAUUAGUAUAGAAAACAGCAUGUCUUUUGAUUUGAUUGAAAACGGUCAAUCGAAUAAUGUCGAUUCUCAAGCGUCAGCAGAUUCUGACUUAGAAGUAAUUAGAGCACGCGUACGAGAAAUGGAAGAAGAAGCUGAAAAGUUAAAAAAAUUGCAAUCACAAGUAGAUCAAGAAAUGUCAAACACUCCAGUUCUGUCUUCUCCAAAUUGCUCAAAAACAAGUGCGACUUAUAAUUUGUCUGAACAGGAAAAGGCUGAAGCUGAUGCUAGAUCUGUUUAUGUUGGUAAUGUCGAUUAUGCAGCAACGGCAGAAGAAUUGGAAACUCAUUUCCAUGGCUGUGGCUCAAUAAAUCGAGUUACCAUAUUGUGUAACAAAUUUGAUGGUCAUCCAAAAGGAUUUGCAUAUAUUGAGUUUGCCGACAUGGAUUCUGUUAACACAGCCAUGGCGAUGGAUGAUUCUUUAUUUAGAGGUCGUCAAAUUAAAGUUAAUCCAAAAAGAACUAAUAAACCUGGGAUAAGCACUACAAAUCGUCCAGUAGCGUCUAGGGGUAGAGCUAUGUUCCGAGGUCGCCCAAUGUCACGUGGUGGUGCACAAUCAUCAUUUUAUGGCGGUUACAGACCUUCGCGUAGACCAAGAGGUGGUUAUUCCAGAAGAGCAAUGUAUUAUCCUUACUGACGUUCACUAUAAAUCCAUCGCUACAGUUCAUCGGUGGGAACAAUCAAUAUUUAAAAAAUUAAGAAGUUUUACAAAAGGCUUUUUAAAAUGAAAAAUGAUUUCUUUUGUACAUACAUCCCAACAUUAAUUGCAUAGCCUUUAAUGGGCUAUUGGGAAUGUAUUAGCUUAAGUUUUUACUAUUGAUUGAACAUUGGAUUGAUUUAAUAUUUAUAAUUAUAGCCUGUAAUAACUAAUUGGAAAUAAAAAAAUAUUAUGUACUUCAUAUGACUGUGCAAUGAAUUGUGAAAUUAUUCAUUUUAUAUUAUUCUAUCUAGAUACAUUGUAUGUUUCAAAUUAAUAUUGAAUGUUCUAUUCUAGAAUAAUAUACUAUCCAUUAUAUUAGAUCUUAAGGUUUGAAAAGUUCAUAUGUGCCUAGCUAUAAGUUUUAUUAUACCUAGAUAAUUUUAAAUUAUUUUAACUCACUAUUUUUCUAAAUUUGAAA